AUGCCUCCGGCUUCCCGCCUCCUGGCCAUCCUCUCCUCCCGGCCGCCUCCGCCGCCGUGCCGCCUCCUGCAGCUACACGCGCACCUCCUCACCGCCGGUCUCAUCUCCUCCCCAUCUCCAUUCCCCUUCGCCGCCCGCCUCGUCGCGGCGUUCGCCCACUCCGACGACCCGCGCCACCUCCUCCACGCUCUCGCCCUGCUCGCCUCACUACCCUCCCCGCCGGACUCCUCCUCCCCCUACAACGCCGCACUCCGCGCCCUUUCCCUCUGCACGCACCGCGGCCUCAUCGCGCGCUGCCUCCCGCUCUACCGCUCCCUCCUCCUCUCCGCCGCCCGGCCGGACCACCUCACUUUCCCCUUCCUGCUCAAGGCGUGCGCGCGCCUGCAGGACAGGAGCUGCGGCAACGCUGUUCUUGGGCAUGUCUUCAGGCUCGGCUUCCACGCCGACGUCUUCGUUCUGAACGCAGCGAUGCACUUCCUGGCGGUCUGCGCCUCCAUGGCGGAAGCACGCAGGCUGUUCGACCAGAGUCACGUGAGGGAUCUGGUGUCGUGGAACACGCUAAUCGGUGGCUAUGUGCGGAGGGGCGUACCCGCGGAGGCCCUGGAGCUGUUCUGGAGGAUGGCGGCAGAGGACGGGGAAGUGAGGCCCGAUGAGGUAACGAUGAUCGGGGUUGUGUCAGGGUGCGGGCAGCUGCGGGACCUGGAGCUCGGGAGAAGGCUCCAUGGAUAUGUGGACAGUCACGGGGUCAGACGCACCGUGAGGAUGAUGAAUGUGCUAAUGGAUAUGUAUGUCAAGUGCGGCGACCUUGAGUGCGCCAAGGCUGUGUUUGAGAGGAUCGGCAGCAAAACAGUUGUUUCGUGGACGACAAUGAUUGUUGGCUACGCAAAGUUCGGGAUGAUGGAAGAUGCGCGGAGGGUGUUUGAUGAGAUGCCUGAAAGGGACGCUUUCCCGUGGAAUGCGCUGAUGGCCGGCUAUGUGCAGUGUAAGCAGGGGAAGGACGCUCUCAGAUUGUUUCACGAGAUGCAGGAAGCAAAGGUGGAUCCUGAUGAGAUCACUAUGGUCAAUCUCUUGUCAGCUUGCUCGCAGCUUGGAGCAUUGGAGACGGGUAUGUGGGUUCACCAUUUCGUCGACCGGAACCGGCUCUCGCUUAGUGUUGCACUAGGCACGAGUCUAGUUGAUAUGUAUGCCAAGUGUGGGAAUAUCGACAAGGCGAUCCACGUCUUCAAAGAAAUACCGCAGAAAAAUGCGCUCACAUGGACAGCAAUGAUAUGCGGUCUCGCGAAUCACGGACAUGCUCGUGAGGCCAUAGAGUACUUCCGGAGAAUGAUAGAGCUUGGGUUGCAGCCUGAUGAGAUUACAUUUAUAGGGGUUCUGUCUGCAUGCUGUCAUGCUGGUCUGGUUAAAGAAGGCCGGCAUUUCUUCUCCCUGCUAGUCUCAAAGUAUCACCUCGAGAGGAAAAUGAAGCAUUAUUCAUGUAUGAUAGAUUUGCUAGGUAGAGCAGGUCAUUUAGACGAAGCAGAAAAUCUAGUAAAUACCAUGCCGAUGGAGCCUGACGCAGUAGUUUGGGGUGCUAUCUUCUUUGCUUGCAGGAUGCAUGGUAAUAUUAGUCUGGGUGAAAGGGCAGCUAUGAAAUUAGUAGAGCUUGACCCGAGUGAUAGUGGAAUUUAUGUGCUACUGGCUAACAUGUACGCAGAGGCAAACAUGAGGAAGAAGGCUGAUAAAGUGAGGGCGAUGAUGAGGCACUUGGGAGUGGAAAAAGUUCCUGGCUGUAGUUGCAUCGAGCUAAAUGGCGUGGUUCAUGAAUUUAUGGUGAAGGACAAGUCACAUACAGAUACUAAUGCUAUCUAUGACUGCUUGCAUGAAAUCGCACUACAAAUAAGGCAUACUGCAACCAUGAUUGACAUUUAUGCAACUGGCUGAGCACUGCAGAUGUGAUACGUUUGAUUAUUUUGCACAACUCAAUCAUGUGGUGUUAUGCCGGGCAAUGCCCUAUGAAGGAGUUCCUGAUGUUGUCAAACAUCUGGCCAUUACCUCAACAUUUUGGUCCUUUUCUUAAGUCGAUGAAAAUAACAAUGCUGCAUCAGAUGCUCAUGGGAGUAUCUGAAAUCAGAAGCACUGCGCCGUUCAAGCAGAAAAAAAAAACUUGUCACAUUUUGAAUUGGUGCUCAGUUACCUUCGUUCUUAUUUCUGUACCAGUCCUGUAUAUUCUAGAAGGCUGAUAAGGAGACCAGCAAGAAGACCCGUCUGUAAAGUCUUCAACUGCGUUCCAGUUGGACAGCGACUUCAUUGAUUUCCUUAAGUAGCCCUUGACCUCCUUUCGGCUUGACUGCCUGAAAAUGUUUCCCUGAAGCUAUCAACUGCAUCGUCAUCCUGCAUAUGAUGUAGAACGUCAAGGAAAUGAAGGCAGCGGACAUACAAGAGAUGGAAGUGUAAACAAAGGAAGAACAUAAAAUGCGCGCAAGUGCAUACCAAUGCUUUGAACAAAGGCACAGGUUUCCCUAUCCUGUGGUUUGAUGGUAUGAGAUCCCAAGGCGUUUUUGCCUUGUUACUAUCCCCUCUUUCAUCAGAGAAUGAAAUAUGCUCUUCCGGACAGAGAUUCAGCUGUCGCAAGACCUGAGUCAGAGAACAAGCCAUUUUUUAGAUACAAUGAAACAUGCCUGAAUGCAAGUAAUUCAAAGGUUGAUAACAAACAUCUUUUGAGAAGGACGGCAUGAAAGGCUCUAGCAAACAAGCAAGAAGAAAACCAGAGACAAUUCUCGUGUAAGGAAAAUGAUGCAGAAUAAGAAUAAAAUCACUAAAAUGAUACCAGAGCUUACUUGUAGGUAAGCAUUUCCCUCACUGGAGAUGGCCAUUGCAAUCUUCAGCCCUUGUUUUAGUUUUACCUGUUAAUGGCAGCGUUGAUACCACAUAAAUGCUUCAGAUCUAUAGCAGUUCAUAUUCAGAUAUAUUUACUAGUACAAUUAAGAGUUGAUAUAUUUCAAAUCAAUGCAGUACCUUGUCCAUUGCAUCAAUAUACUGCUCAACCAAUUUACCAAUGGUUUCUGCUAAUGACUUACUCAAUGAAUGCUUAUCCGCAUUAGGUGCUUCAGGUACUAUGGAACCAUAUCCAGUCCCUGCAGGAACAGUUGGCAGCUUUAUCACCAUGACCAUUGACAAAAAAUGGACUAUCUGAUGAACAUGCACGUCACAAAAGAAUUCUGAAAGUAAUAAAGAUAUCGUGCUGAAGGUAGUAAGGAGAGUCCUAGUCAACUAACCCUCUGGUUUUGCAAUAAAGCUUAGGACUCGAUUGAUGAAGUUACCCAAAUUGUUUAUCAGCUCAUUAUUAUACUUAGUCUGCAAACCUAGCCAUGUGAACAAUGCAUCUGAUGCCUGAAAGUUAAAGAAAUAGAUCAAAACCAACAAUCUUAUAGGCAUAGAGAUUUAAUAAUUUAGACAAUUCGAUUCAUCUGAAAACCAACCUCAGGACGGUUACUAAGCAAGUAGUAUCGCCACACAUCAGCAGGAAUAUUUGUGGCUUUUGCAUCAUUGCCAAAGACUCCAAUUCCCCUAGUUUUGGAGAACUUUCCUGUUCAUUAAUACAAGGUUGAUAUAAAAGGAUGUCCACGUGGCUAAUAGGAAAAUAAAAGGCAUUCAAAUCCAAAUCCUUAGGAUUCAGUUCAAAUUUGAACCCUAACAUCCAUGCAUAUCCUAACAAGUCAGGCACUCCAGGCAAGGAAAUAAUGGCCUGAAACGGGAAAACACAAAACUCGAGCAGUACCUGUUUCAUAGUUGAGAUACUCAGUCACACUAAUAGUUUUCAUCAGAGUCCAAUUUUCGCCAGUUCCAAGUAGCGCAGAGGGAAACAUGACCUGCAAAAUUUGUACAUGCAGCACAGUUUAUUUGAAAAUAUAAGGCAAGAAUCGUAGGUGUCAAACUGUAUGCACUUGCACGCAGAAUAUAUUCAACCCUCAUUGCAGGCGGAAUAUUGUAUGUUGGACACCCCUACUCCGAGUUGGCAAAAGAAUCUCACCGUAUGGAAUGGUACGUUAUCUUUGCCCAUGAACUGGUAUAACUCGACAUUCUCUGGGUUCUUCCACCACUUCUCCCACUCAGGUGUGUAGCAUGCCGUGAUGGAAAUAUACCCUAUUGGUGCAUCAAACCAGACAUAGAACACCUAGACACAUUCACCAGAGUAACAAACAUUAACUCAAAAUCUGGAACUCUACAGGUUUUCCCAGUGAAACACUUGGUCAUCAAGUUGCAAACCUUAUCCUUGUACUUGUCAUGCGGGACAGGGACGCCCCAUUUCAAAUCCCUGGUUAUGCAGCGAGGUUUCAACCCUUCCUUCAACCAAGCAUCUGUGAUACGAAUUGCGUUCUGGCUCCAUGCUCCAGCUACAGAGGUCUCACCGAUGUACUUCUCCAGUUUCUCCCUCAGCAAGGGAAGCUCCAAGAACAGGUGAUCCGUAUCACGGACACACGGUGUACCAUCACAAACCUGAAGAAUGGUCCAAAUCGAUCACCCAAAAGAAAUGAAAUAUCAGUAUACCUGGUAAGAACAGUUGAAUAUGUAGAACUAGAGAAGCUCCUGCAUGCCUUGCACUUCGGAUCGAGCAGCUCAGUUGAGUUGAGCAAUCUGCCACAUUUGUCGCACUGAUCGCCCCUUGCAGAGUCGUUGUCGCAUCCCUCUACGGGGCAAGAGCCCACCACGAACCUAUCUGCUAAGAAUCUUUGGCACGAUUCGCAGUAGAGCUGCAACAGGUAAACAUAAUGUUUUGUUGUUGUUGUGAGGAACAGUUAGCUGCAACAUGUCUUAUGAGCGGCAAACAAGUACAGGAGGUGAACUUGUGACAACA
Molecule: messenger RNA, 4834 nt
Organism: Lolium rigidum
Lineage: Eukaryota; Viridiplantae; Streptophyta; Magnoliopsida; Poales; Poaceae
Product: pentatricopeptide repeat-containing protein At2g22410, mitochondrial
Exons: 3
Coding region: 1-1920 (639 amino acids)
Biological process (GO): RNA modification
Molecular function (GO): RNA binding; protein binding
Source: RefSeq, a predicted model, not a curated record